UACCGGUCCCACUGACGCUUAGAUCAAACAAACCCGACUAACCGCUCAAGGAAGUUUUGGUCACAUGACUGGAAUGUGCAUAGUUCAAGGUCAAGGCAGGUGCUCGUUCGCUUAAUUUGUACUGGUGACAAAGCGAAAGAGAUGCUGAUUGUUUUGAUGGGUGUGUGCGGUUGUGGAAAGACAACCGUUGGUGAGGCUGUUGCAGAUUCUACAGGCUGGGGUUAUUGGGAUGCUGAUGAUUUCCACCCAGAGUCUAAUAAGAGUAAAAUGAAGAACAGUCUUCCUCUCAACGACGAGGACAGGGUACCAUGGCUGCUUGCAAUACACAGACAUCUUAAAAGUUUGCAGGAAGCAGGUUCUUCUGGAAUUGUUUCAUGUUCUUCUCUGAAGGCAUGCUACAGGAACAUCUUGAGAACUGGUCACACUGGAAGCCUUUUGGGAGACCAUAAUUCUGGUGCAGAUUUAAAAGGGGAGAGAUGUAGUGCGCCAAACACCACCAAUCAAGGCAACAAUGAAUCUUUGAAUGGGCACAGUAAGGACAAAGAAGACGGUGUAGUUAGCCUUGACCUAGUCUUUGUCCACCUCAACGGUAGUGAAGGUGUUCUGCAGGGGCGUCUGGAAGCAAGGCGUGGCCAUUUUAUGCCCCCAGCCCUGCUGCAAUCCCAGCUGGAGACCCUGGAGCCACUUUUGCAGUGGGAGGCUGGCUUAACCGUGGACGUGGACCAGCCCCACCAGGACACUGUGAGGGAGAUUUUGCAAAAACUGGGGCAAACAUGACUGGAAAAUAUAGUGAUGUCAUAUAUCAAUAAAUACCAGGACUUGAGGCAAUUGUUUUGGGUUAGGGUUAGGACCAUGUUUUAAACAUGCCAUCAGCAAUACAUAAGCAGACAAGUGUUCAACUUCAGUGAUUUGUUUUAAUUUAACAGAUAUUUUACAACAUUUUUAUUGAAGUUAAGCAAUUUUAUAUUUUUAUACUUUAUUCAAACAAAUCAGUCUCUCUAUUUAACCUGUAAUUCCUUCGAUACAGAAAAAUAAAUUGUACAAAACAUGUUGUAUGUAUGUGCAAAGCUUUUGUACAAAGCUGACAUAUUAAUAUUGGUUAUGCAAAUGAAUCUGCCAAUAAAGCUUGUUUUCAAAAUAA
This is a messenger RNA of Mya arenaria, 1141 nucleotides long. RefSeq names its product probable gluconokinase. Gene Ontology annotation, molecular function: gluconokinase activity. The coding region runs from base 142 to 777 and encodes 211 amino acids. Gene Ontology annotation, cellular component: cytoplasm. The transcript is spliced from 6 exons. The record is from RefSeq and is a predicted model, not a curated record. NCBI's taxonomy places the organism in Eukaryota, Metazoa, Mollusca, Bivalvia, Myida, Myidae.